Messenger RNA from Calypte anna (Anna's hummingbird), 2835 nucleotides. RefSeq names its product kinase suppressor of ras 2 (gene KSR2). The transcript has 19 exons. The record is from RefSeq and is a predicted model, not a curated record. Gene Ontology annotation, biological process: protein phosphorylation. Gene Ontology annotation, molecular function: protein kinase activity; ATP binding. NCBI's taxonomy places the organism in Eukaryota, Metazoa, Chordata, Aves, Apodiformes, Trochilidae. The coding region runs from base 1 to 2835 and encodes 944 amino acids.
AUGGAUGAGGACAACAUGACGAGGAGCGAGGAGCAGCAGCUGAGUCUGCAGAAGGCGCUGCAGCAGUGCGAGCUGGUCCAGAACAUGAUCGACAUCAGCAUCUCCAACCUGGAGGGGCUCCGCACCAAGUGCGCCGCCUCCAACGACCUCACGCAGAAGGAGAUCCGCACCCUGGAGAGCAAACUGGUCAAGUACUUCAGCCGGCAGCUCUCCUGCAAGAGGAAGGUGGCUCUGCAGGAGCGGAACGCCAAGCUGGAGGGGUUCCCCCAGCUCCUCCACUGGUUCCGGAUCGUCGACAUCCGCAAGGAGGUGAUGGAGGAGAUCGCUCCGGGGCAGCUGAGCCUGGAGGAUCUGCUGGACAUGACCGAUGAGCAGGUUUGUGCCACCGUGGAGAAAUUUGGGGCCAACAGGGAGGAAUGUGCCCGCCUCAACGCCUCCCUCUCCUGCCUCCGCAGCGUCCACAAAUCCGGUGGCAGCCUCUCCAAGCAAGAUUGGACCAUCCACUGGCCCACGACAGAACAGCAAGGAGGCAAGGAGAACAGCCCCGGGUGCCAAGCAGAACCAGGGCAGUGGGGCAGGACCCACCUCUCCCCCAGCCCCAAAGUGCCACCCAAGUGUGGGCAUCACUGCCCCACCACCUCCCCCCACGCCCCCCUCUACACCCACGUGGACCGCUUGACCGUGGAAGGUCACCCGGGCUUGUGCCCACCUCUGGAGUCAGGACACCGUUCCCUGCCACCCUCCCCACGCCAACGCCACGCUGCCCACACCCCCCCACGCACCCCAAACAUCGUCACCACCAUGACCCCUCCCGGGACCCCCCCGCCCUUACGUCGGAGGAACAAACUGAAGCCCCCUGGGACCCCUCCUCCUUCCUCCCGCAAACUGAUUCACCUUCUCCCCGGCUUCACCGCUCUGCACCGCAGCAAAUCCCAUGAAUUCCAGCUGGGAAACAAGGUGGAUGAGGCACACACCCCCAAGGUCAAGAAGAAGACCAAACCCUUGAACCUCAAGAUCCACAACAGUGUGGGAAGCUGUGAGAACAUCCCCGCCCAGCGCUCCCCACUCCUCUCCGAGCGCUCCCUCCGCUCCUUCUUCGUGGGGUACCCCCCUUUCCUCCCCUCCACCCCCCCUGUCCACACUGAAGCCACCUUCUCAGCAAACACUCUCUCAGUGCCUCGCUGGUCCCCGCAGAUCCCCCGUCGAGAUUUGGGCAACUCAAUCAAACACAGGUUUUCCACCAAGUACUGGAUGUCUCAGACUUGCACCGUCUGUGGGAAAGGAAUGUUGUUUGGCUUAAAAUGCAAAAACUGCAAGCUCAAGUGCCACAACAAAUGCACCAAAGAGGCCCCUCCGUGUCACCUCCUCAUCAUCCACCGCGGAGAUCCAGCGAGGUUGGUCCGGACAGAGUCGGUGCCCUGUGAUAUCAACAACCCCUUGAGGAAACCCCCCCGGUAUUCCGACCUCCACGUCAGCCAGACACUCCCCAAAACCAACAAACUCAACAAGGACCACAUCCCAGUGCCCUACCAGCCAGACUCCAGCAGCAACCCUUCCUCCACCACCUCCUCCACCCCUUCCUCGCCGGCCCCACCGCUGCCCCCCAGCGCGACUCCCCCGUCUCCCCUGCACCCCUCCCCACAGUGCCCUCGCCAGCAGAAGCAGUUCAACCUGCCAGCACCCCAUUACUACAAAUGCAAGCAGCAGUUCAUUUUCCCAGAUGUGGUCCCUGAGACACCAACCCGAGCCCCACAGGUUGUCCUCCACCCCGUCAACUCCAACCCCAUCCUGGAAGGAAACCCAUUGCUUCAAAUUGAAGUGGAGCCCACCUCAGAGAACGAAGAAGUCCCUGAAGAAGCCCAGGAAUCUGAGGAUGACUUUGAAGAGAUGAACCUCUCCCUCCUCUCCGCCCGCAACUUCCCCCGCAAGGCCAGCCAGACCAGCAUCUUCCUCCAGGAGUGGGACAUCCCUUUUGAGCAGCUGGAGAUGGGGGAGCUGAUUGGGAAGGGUCGUUUUGGGCAGGUUUUCCACGGCCGGUGGCACGGGGAGGUGGCCAUCCGCCUCAUCGACAUCGAGAGGGACAACGAAGACCAACUGAAGGCUUUCAAGAGGGAGGUGAUGGCCUACAGGCAGACCCGGCAUGAGAACGUGGUACUCUUCAUGGGAGCCUGCAUGAGCCCUCCACACCUGGCCAUCAUCACCAGCCUCUGUAAAGGACGGACUCUCUACUCAGUGGUGAGAGAUGCCAAAAUCGUCCUGGAUGUCAACAAGACCAGGCAGAUAGCACAAGAAAUUGUCAAGGGAAUGGGCUACCUGCAUGCCAAGGGGAUCCUUCACAAGGACCUCAAGUCAAAAAACGUUUUCUAUGACAACGGGAAGGUGGUGAUCACAGACUUUGGCCUCUUCAGCAUCUCGGGAGUCCUGCAAGCAGGCAGGAGGGAGAACAAGCUGAGAAUCCAGAACGGAUGGUUGUGCCACCUGGCCCCAGAGAUCAUCCGCCAGCUCUCCCCAGACACUGAGGAGGACAAACUCCCUUUCUCCAAGCACUCGGAUGUCUUUGCACUGGGCACCAUCUGGUACGAGCUGCAUGCCAGGGAAUGGCCCUUCAAGACCCAGCCAGCAGAGGCCAUCAUCUGGCAGGUGGGCAGAGGGAUGAAGCCCAACCUCAGCCAGAUUGGGAUGGGCAAGGAGAUCUCGGACAUCCUCCUCUUCUGCUGGGCCUAUGAGCAGGAAGAAAGACCAACCUUCACCAAGCUGAUGGACAUGUUGGAGAAACUGCCAAAACGCAACCGUCGCCUUUCCCACCCCGGGCACUUCUGGAAGUCAGCAGAGUAA